AUGCAAGCACCAGGACAAGCCCCCGUUGUGUUUAUGAACACGUCGCAAGAGAGAACUACUGGAAGGCAGGCGCAGAUUUCCAACAUCACUGCAGCUAAAGCCGUUUCUGAUGUUAUUCGCACAUGUUUGGGUCCUAAGGCCAUGUUAAAGAUGCUUCUGGAUCCUAUGGGAGGAUUGGUACUGACCAACGAUGGACAUGCUAUAUUGCGUGAGAUAGAUGUUGCCCAUCCUGCAGCCAAAUCAAUGUUGGAGCUAUCCCGUACUCAGGAUGAAGAGGUAGGUGACGGUACGACAACUGUUAUCAUUCUAGCCGGCGAUAUAUUAGCACACUGUGCUCCUUACCUGAUUGAGAAGAAUAUACACCCUGUAAUUAUCAUUCAAGCUUUGAAAACAGCUCUUUCGGAUGCUCUAGAAGUGAUCAAACAGGUCAGCAGACCGGUGGAUGUCGAGAAUGAUUCGGCUAUGAAGAAGUUGAUAAAAGCGGCUAUCGGUACCAAAUAUGUUAAUCAUUGGUCUGAAAAGAUGUGCGAUUUGGCCCUCAACGCUGUCAAAACCGUUCGUAUUAGUUUAGGUGACGUUUCCGAAGGAGAGCCUGCUUUUGAAAUUGACACCAAGAGAUAUGUUCGCGUAGAGAAGAUUCCUGGUGGAGACGUUUUGGAUUCCAGAGUUUUGAAAGGUGUUCUGCUAAACAAAGAUGUUGUUCAUCCUAAGAUGUCACGUAUGAUUCAAAACCCUAGAGUUGUCUUGUUGGAUUGCCCAUUAGAAUAUAAGAAGGGGGAAUCUCAGACCAAUAUAGAAAUUUCUAAAGAGGAAGAUUGGAAUAGAAUAUUACAGAUUGAAGAAGAACAAGUCCAGUACAUGUGUGAACAGAUUUUAGCCGUUAAACCAAAUGUUGUCAUCACUGAAAAGGGUGUCUCUGAUCUAGCACAACACUUUCUACUAAAGGGAGGUUGCAGUGUAUUGAGAAGGGUCAAGAAAUCCGAUAAUAACAGAAUUGCACGUGUCACAGGAGCUACAAUCGUUAAUAGAGUUGAAGAUUUAAAGGAAAGCGAUGUGGGGACACAAUGUGGAUUGUUCAAGACUGAACUGAUUGGUGAUGAAUAUUUUACCUUCCUAGAUGAGUGUCAGGAUCCAAAAGCUUGCACUAUUAUGCUUCGCGGUGGAUCCAAGGAUAUUUUGAACGAAAUCGAGCGUAAUUUACAAGAUGCUAUGGCAGUCGCUCGUAACGUAAUGCUAUCUCCAUCUUUAUCACCAGGUGGAGGUGCUACGGAAAUGGCAAUUUCUGUGAAACUUGCCGAGCGUGCUAAACAUUUAGAAGGUGUUCAACAGUGGCCCUAUCAAGCCAUCGCAGAUUCUAUGGAAUGUAUUCCCCGUACGCUUAUACAGAAUGCUGGUGGAAAUCCAAUAAGAGUGCUUUCUCAAUUGAGAGCAAAGCACGCCCAAGGACAUUACUCCUUCGGUAUUGAUGGCGACUUAGGUAAGCCUGUUGAUAUGGAGGAAUAUGGCAUUUGGGAACCAGAAGUCAUAAAACAGCAAAGCAUUAAAACAGCAAUUGAAAGUGCUUGCCUACUCUUGAGAGUAGACGACAUUGUUAGCGGUGUAAGAAAACAAGAGUAA
Zygotorulaspora mrakii is the source of this 1617-nucleotide messenger RNA. It is a transcript of the gene CCT3, whose product is annotated as chaperonin-containing T-complex subunit CCT3. Gene Ontology annotation, cellular component: chaperonin-containing T-complex. Lineage: Eukaryota; Fungi; Ascomycota; Saccharomycetes; Saccharomycetales; Saccharomycetaceae. The transcript has a single exon. The record is from RefSeq and is a predicted model, not a curated record. The coding region runs from base 1 to 1617 and encodes 538 amino acids. Gene Ontology annotation, molecular function: ATP binding; ATP-dependent protein folding chaperone; ATP hydrolysis activity. Gene Ontology annotation, biological process: protein folding.